ACACACACACACACACACACACACACACACACACACACACACACACAGAGAAAAGCACUGCGCUCACACAGCCAGUGACGGUGGACUGGUGGAGCACUGCUGUUGUCUCUCUGCGCUCUUUAUCUGGCUUUUUCCGCCACACAUUGGACCUGGUUGGACUGAGAGGAAGAAGCAGCCGCUGGAGCUAACUGCGGAGAAAGUAGUCCGGUGCAGGACUGGGCAAAACUGAGAUCACCUGCUGGGGCGUAAAGGCGACACACUCUCCAAGGACACAAUUAAUGGAAUAACGUGCAGUACCCAUGUGAAUAAAAACUUUCUUAAAGAAGAAACAGGAACUUAGUGCCAGAGAAAACGUAAGUGCACCUUCAGCAGAAGAUGCGCAAUACCUUUUGUUCUGCGUGUCCCGAAAGACAAAACUGAUCUGAUGUGUUUUGGGAACUAACAGCUGUUUGGAUGGACAAGCUUUGCAGCUGAAGAAACAAAGUUAUUUUAAAGUUUCUCUUUGAAAAAAAAAGCAAAAGCGUAAUAAUCUCCAGGAGACAGUGGGAUAUGGAUGGUGUUGCUUCUGAAAUCCGUGAGUCGCAGCCUGCAGCUGGGAUGCACAGCGCAUCUGAGCCGCGACGUUUCACACCAUAAUGCGGCAUCAAAACUGCACCUGACAACGAAUGUCACAGACCUUAAACCACUCCAAACGGAUCUAAUAUGUCCUCACUAUUGAAGAGGAAGCUGACUCUGUGCCAGGCCCUGACCUUCGUCCUGCUGCUGGUCGCUCCCCUCUGCCUGUCGUCCCCUCAGAGCUCAUGGGUUUCUGCGUGGCAUCCCUCCAGCGAGGCGUCAUCAGGGCGUCCGGCCCGCGCCCGGCGGCAGCUGCACUUCAGGAACGAGUGGGCGCCGUGGAGCAGCUGGUCUGUCUGUUCCCGUAGCUGCGGGGGCGGAGCCUCAGUCAGGACUCGCACCUGCAUCACAAGGAACCCAGUGGGUGGACCAUGUUCAGGAGAGCCCAGGCAAUACAAGAUCUGCAACACUAAGGAGUGCCCCCCCAGCUCGGAGGACUUCAGAGAGAUGCAGUGUGCUGCCUUCAAUGACCGACCGUUAGUGGCUGGAACCUCCUUCAGAUGGACCACCUUUCACGGAGGCUCUAACCCCUGUGAACUGAGCUGCCUGGCCCUGGGUCACAACUUCUACUACAACUUUGGCCGUGUGCUCGAUGGCACGGCCUGCGCCAAGGAGCCUGGAGCUGUGUGUGUCAACGGGCGCUGCCUGACGCCCGGCUGUGACUCCAUCUUGGGCUCAAAGCAGCAGGAGGACGCUUGCAUGGUGUGUGGAGGACAAAACACCACCUGCAUGCACCACAAGAGCGUGUACCAGAGCAACGGUCUGGAGGCAGGCGGACCUUUUGGAUACAACGAAGUGACCAUGAUCCCAGCUGGAGCUACUCACAUCCGAGUCACUGAUAACAGCAGGAAUUAUCUAGCACUCCAGAAUGGUCACUCCCAGUUUGUGAUCAACGGUAACUGGAAGAUCAGCAUUCCGGGCGAGUACAAUGUAGCCGGGACGAAACUGGUGUACCGGCGCUCUGCAGACACCUGGGAGAGCUUCGAGGUACCAGGACCCACCCAGGAAGACCUCCAUCUCAUGGUGCUGGCUACAGACAAAAACCCGGGGAUCGAGUAUGAGUACUGGCUCCCACCAGGUCAAUACGCCCUCCACCAUGGGAGGAGGAGUCCACUGCGCCAAGCUCACCACACUGACAACUACCUCCCCUGGGAUCAACCAAUCACCACAACCACAACUACCACCACCACCCGGGCUUCCCCUGUCACCACCCAAACACAUUGGAUUUCAAGACAUUUGAAGCCACCUCGCCAAUCUCCCCACCACAACCGUCGCCAGCCCCCCCACCAGCCCAUCCUGCCCCGCCUACAGAGAGAGGAGAACCACAGAAACCUCCUUCCUCAGCCUUCACCAGGAAGACAUUGUGGGAAAUGUCAUCGAAUUAAAGGUCGAAGGGAACGCCAAAGACAGUAUUGCCAGAAGGACUUUGUUUUCCGUGCCCGGGUGCUCGGAAAGCUGUACCGAGGCCAGGAGACGCGGUAUGACGUCCAGAUCCUCCACACCUACCGCAACGGCUUCCGCCUGGAGCACCGGGAGUUCUUGUGGGUCCCUAACGUGUGUGACUGCCCCCAUCUGGAGGAGGGAAAACAGUACAUACUGAUGGUGCGCCGCCACAUCAACCACGAGGAGACACUGAACCGCAUCCUGCUGGAGGAGGAGAGCUACGUCGUGCCGUACAGACCCCGAGAGGAAGAACUGCUGCGACCCCUCGAAAGACUCUGCAACAACAGAGGAGCCAAACACCCAGCAGAACGGACGGGAUGAGAGUGGAGCCACAAUGUGUUUGAGUGUGUGUGUGUCAGAAAAUAGAGCUCAUACUGAAGCUUUAUCACUUCAAAUGUUUUAUUUUUGGACCUUCGAACCCUAUCAGACUACAUCCGGUCCAUACGAUGGUCUGAUGUAUUCCAGAGUGGCGUCACUGGAGAAAAAUGACAGCUGGAUAGAAAACAGACAAUUGUAGCCUCAUUUAAGACUCGCCACAGUCAGAAAUAAAAAAGACUCCACGUUUAUUUAAAAGCCUGACCAGCUUACUGUACCAUAUAGAGCACUUUAGGUGGAUGCUUGUGCCCACCUUUAAACACGUACCAAAGAGAAGAACAUUGACUGAAUGGCCUUUUUAUCAUUUAAGUGUUUUAUAUUAUUAUAUUUUUGUGCGUGCGUACAUUUUAUAGGAAAAAUCCACCUCAAAACACUUAAAGAGCAUCUUAAUUCCCAUCAAACACCAUUUUGAGUUUGUCCUCAACUUAUUUUCUGGGAUAGACGGACUCAUUAAAAUAUUUCCAGAAGCUUAGUAGAGUUGGUAUAAGAGUAAAUUCUUCAGUAUAAAAUAUUAAUAUUAGGUGUUGUAUUUUAGUCUCAGUCCCUCAAAGUUUAAGUGCAAUAAGCUGCCUUUUCCAGGGCUUCCAUAGCAUAACCAAAAAUGUCAUCAAAUUGUGCCUGGGUUUCUAUGUUGAGCAACAUUGACAUUUUGGGGAAGUGGAAUUUCAGGGAGGAAAGCUGACCAGAUUCGAACUUUAACAAUUUAAAAAAGAAUCUAACACAGGUAGAACAUAUCAUUAUCUUUCCUUCAAACAGCACAUGUAACUGCAGCUAAAUUCAAGUACAUUGUGCAUGUCACAGCAUAGAAUUAGGACUUUAAUUAGAGGUGGAUUUUCCUUUUGGUUUUAACUCCAGAUAUAGUAACAACAUAUUGCUUCACAAUAUAUUUAUGUAUAAAAAAAAUAAGCUUAAACUAUAACACAUUAAGUUGUGUGUCACUUGUUGUUUAACAUUUUUCGUAAUGUCUGUUCCUUUUGUGGUAUUCAUUUUUAUAGUGUGUUAAAUCAGGUCUGCUUUGUGAUACUUUACGUGAAAGAGAUUAUGAAAUAAACAGUAUUUUUUUGCAUGGCACUGAUUAGCUACAAAUAUACUAAAGCUACUAAUUUUACCGUUUGUUUGAGAUAACUUGCAGUCUGAUUAAUAGUCAGUUAACUUAUGUGCCUUGUGUUGUGCAUUUGAGUUAUAACACUUUUUUUCUAACCUCAUCUACAUGUGCCAAAAGUGUAAAAAUGAUAAUCACCCGUUCUUCUUAAUAUGAACGUAUUCUAGAUGUUCACAUAUAUUUUUUUGGUAAAUUGGUAUUAAAGCUGAUUAAACAU
This is a messenger RNA of Trematomus bernacchii (emerald rockcod), 3752 nucleotides long. It is a transcript of the gene adamtsl5, whose product is annotated as ADAMTS like 5. The transcript is spliced from 13 exons. Gene Ontology annotation, biological process: extracellular matrix organization. Bases 703 to 2379 code for a protein of 558 amino acids. Gene Ontology annotation, cellular component: extracellular matrix. The record is from RefSeq and is a predicted model, not a curated record. Gene Ontology annotation, molecular function: metalloendopeptidase activity; protein binding. Lineage: Eukaryota; Metazoa; Chordata; Actinopteri; Perciformes; Nototheniidae.